Messenger RNA from Angiostrongylus costaricensis, 603 nucleotides. The record is from the annotation of a GenBank genome assembly. NCBI's taxonomy places the organism in Eukaryota, Metazoa, Nematoda, Chromadorea, Rhabditida, Metastrongylidae.
AUGAAAUUUCGAGAGGAAAGACUAAAGAAAAUCACUCUACAAGGAAAAGCAGAAGGAAAUCUGUCGCUCAAACAGUUAAAUCACACCGAAACACGUCUCUACAAGGCGAUGCUACAAUUCCCAGAAUGUUUUACGAAAGUGCCGAUGAUUUAUUUACGUGCACAAAUCAACGGCGUUGAUGUACUGGCGCUUCUGGACACAGGUGCUCAGAUGUCGAUCAUUUCGGCGACAGCAGUGGAGAAGUGCAAGAUGACGGAUGCUGUCGAUCGGCGAUUCCGUGUGACGGCCAGCGGUGUCGGUGGCAUGCGUUCGUCUGCCGGAAGAAUUCUCGCAUGCACCGUGCAGUUCACUUCUAUUAGCAUUCUCUGCUCAUUUGACGUUUUAUCAUCCGACAUUUGUAGUGCGGAUGUUAUUAUUGGUGUCGAUGUAUUCACCAAAUAUCAAGCAGUAUUGAAUUUUGCGGAAAGAACCAUUCAAUUUGGACGCUUGGGCACUGCAGCAUUUAUGCCACCAGAAGAAGCUGAGAAAUUUGUGCCUUUUUCCGUAUUAUCGCGAAACGAUGGCUGGUCGGAAAAAUCUGAAUUCAAAAAGGAAUUGAAUUAG